Messenger RNA from Tetrahymena thermophila SB210, 1083 nucleotides. Its product is annotated as papain family cysteine protease. Gene Ontology annotation, molecular function: cysteine-type endopeptidase activity. Gene Ontology annotation, cellular component: lysosome. Lineage: Eukaryota; Ciliophora; Oligohymenophorea; Hymenostomatida; Tetrahymenidae. The record is from RefSeq and is a predicted model, not a curated record. The transcript has 4 exons.
AUGAAUUUAACUUAAAAAAUUCUUGUUAGUGUAGCAGUUUUAGGUGUUUUCUUGCUCACCUUAAACUAUGUUAUUGAUCAUAAAACUGAUGAUGAAAUUAAAUUUAUGCUUAGAAAGUCUAUUGAAAGAGCUUUUAAGAAUUUCAAGGUUAAAUACGCUAAAACUUAUAAAGAUGAUACUGAAGAAUAAUACAGAUUCUCUGUCUUUACAAACAACUACGUAGAAAUCUAUAGACACAAUAAAUUUUUAGUCUUUUCUAAGGUAGGCGUCAAUUAAUUCGCUGAUCUUACCCAUGAAGAAUUCAAAGCUUUAUAUACUGGUCAUAAACACUCAAAAGAUGAUGACGAUGAUGAUAAUAAAAAUAAACAACCUCAUCUCCCAACUGAUAACUUACCUGCCUCUUUCGAUUGGAGAGAUAAGGGUGCUAUUACUCCAGUUAAAGUCCAAAACGGAUGUGGUGGCUGCUGGGCCUUUUCCACUGUACAAAGUAUCGAAGGUCUUUACUUUUUGAAAACUGGUAAAUUAGAAUCCCUUUCUACCUAAUAAGUAAUUGAUUGUUGCAGAAUCGAUGAAAGUGGCUGUCUUGGUGGUGAUCCUGAACCUGCUUUCAGAUGUAUUUAAAAUAAUGGUGGUAUCAUGACUGAAACAGAAUAUCCUUAUAUUGCCAAGCAACAAUCUUGCAAAUUUGAUGAAGACAAGCCUACCUUCUAAAUCGGAGGAUAUAUUGAUGUCCCUUCUGAUUAAUCUUAAGUUAAGGCUGCACUCCUUAUCCAACCUCUUUCAAUUUGUUUGAAUAGUUCUGAUACCUCAUUCAAAUAUUACAAAUCAGGUGUCAUUACUGAGUGCGAAGAUGGUCCUUAUGAUGGUCCCGAUCACUGCCUUUUACUUGUAGGUUAUGGUCAUGAUGAAGAAUUGAAAGUUGAUUAUUGGUUAAUUAAAAAUCAAUGGGGUACAACUUGGGGUGAAGAAGGUUACGUUAGAAUUAUUAGAGAUGAUAAUGAUCAUAAGGGUCCUGGUAAGUGCUUCGUUGUUGCUGAAGUUCGUUAUCCUAUUGCUAAAAACACUACUGCCUCAGCUUUUUGA